UGUUUGGUGACGUGGAUCUUGCCUUUGUUCUUUCUUCAACAACAGCAAUGUUACAUGCUUUUUAUGUGCUCUUGUCUUUCUCAUUAUUUAUAUUUAUUUCUGUCUAGAGAAACAAAGUAGAUACAAAAUGCAGAAAUUUUGAUUAGAGUUUGAGUUGGCAUAAUAAUCUUUACCUCCAACAAACAACGCUUCAGUUCCAAACAAGUUGGGAUAUUGGUCAGUACCAACAAAAGCAGAUAAAUCAUUUAGCAGUGAAAUAGUAGAGCAUUUAGUUGCUUUCUGACACAUGGGAAAUAAUGAGGACGAGAAAUCUUGUAAGCCUGAGAAAUCAUCUUCAACUGCACCAGAUCAAAGCAAUAUCCACGUGUAUCCUGAUUGGGCUGCUAUGCAGGCAUAUUAUGGUCCUCGGUUAGCUGUACCUCCAUAUGUUAAUUCUGCCGUUACACCUGGUCAUGCUCCUCAUCCUUAUAUGUGGGGACCACUACAGACUAUGAUGCCACCUUAUGGAACACCAUAUGCAGGAGUCUAUGCGCAUGGUGGUGUUUAUGCGCACCCUGGAGUUCCUAUUGUGUCUCGACCUCAGGGUACCGGAAUGACAUCAUCUCCUGCUGUUAGCCAAACCAUGGAUACUGCUUCUUUGAGUAUGGACACUUCUGCUAAGUCUUCGGGAAAUACUGAAAAAGGGCUUAAUGGGCUUGGAAUGUCAAUAGGAAAUUGCAGUGUUGACAAUGGUGAUGGCACUGACCAUGGACCUUCACAGAGUGGGCAAAAUGAAGGUUCAAGUGAUGGAAGUAACACACACUCAGCAGAGGUGGGUGAGAACAGUAAGAAAAGAAGCCGUGAGACAACUCCUGAUAACUCUGAUGAUCGGAAGAGUCAGAAACUGUGCAGUCCACAACGUACUAGGGAGGUAAACGGCCCCUCAGAGAAGGGAACUUCUGUAGCUGUUAAUCCUGGUAGCACAGCAGGAACAUUAUCGGGAACAGUAUUUCCUGCUACUACUCUGGAACUGAGAAAUCCUGUUGGUACACUAGUGAAACCUAGUCCAACUAAUGUUUUACGAAUCAGCCCUGUAGUACGGGGCGAAGCCUGGUUACAGAAUGAACGUGAGCUGAAGCGGGAGAAGAGGAAGCAGUCUAAUCGAGAAUCUGCAAGGAGAUCAAGGUUGAGAAAACAGGCAGAAACUGAAGAAUUGGCAAUGAGGGUUCAAUCUUUAACCUCCGAAAAUUUGGCUCUCAAAUCAGAAAUAAACAAAUUCACCAAAAACUCUGAGAAACUGAAGAUUGAAAAUGCUGCUUUAAUGGAGAGACUGAAAAAUAAACAACAAGGACAAGCAAAAGAGGUAAAAUUAGGUGAGAUCGAUGAUAAGAGGCUGCAACCUGUUAGCACAGAGGACCUAUUAGCAAGAGUCAACAACAAUGGUCCCUUCGAUAGAACCAACGAAGGUGAAUUUCAUGAGAAUAAUAGUACCCCUGGAGCAAAGCUUCAUCAACUCCUUGAUGCAAGCCCCAGGACUGAUGCUGUGGCUGCUAGAUAAUCAUCAUCAAUUAAUAGUCAUGACCGUGCCUUCGACUUUGAAAGAUGUUAAAAGUUUGAUUGUGUAAUUUUGGUGCUAGUUCAAACUUACUGCUAACUGCAGCAGAGGUACAGUACAGAAGAGCAGUAAUAGGACUGUGGAACUUAAGAAAUCCUAAUUUUCGCCUAAUUGUAAUUUAGCCAUGGAUGAAGCUGAGGAGUUUUUUUUUGUCCCUUCACUUCAGAGUACCAUGUUGCAUGAUCUCAUGUAAGAUUUUGGCUUGGAUGUCUAAAAGUAUUGCCUAGGGAGCAUUCAACAAGUGAUCUUUGAGCUGUAUUUGGUGUUAAUAACUGAUGUCUAGUAUUGAGAGUUUUUAUUAUCGAAAAUGCUUACAACAA
This is a messenger RNA of Lycium ferocissimum, 1914 nucleotides long. Its product is annotated as transcriptional activator TAF-1-like. Gene Ontology annotation, cellular component: nucleus. Gene Ontology annotation, biological process: regulation of DNA-templated transcription. The record is from RefSeq and is a predicted model, not a curated record. Gene Ontology annotation, molecular function: DNA-binding transcription factor activity; sequence-specific DNA binding. The transcript is spliced from 13 exons. The coding region runs from base 287 to 1537 and encodes 416 amino acids. NCBI's taxonomy places the organism in Eukaryota, Viridiplantae, Streptophyta, Magnoliopsida, Solanales, Solanaceae.